AUGGAGGUCGAUGAAAUUGCGGAAGAGUUGCAAGUUUUUGGGCUUAUCGUUGACGAUAAGGUUGUCCUUGAGAAAUUAAGCUUUUUGGGCGAAAGGUGGGGCUUAAACGCUAGUACACUCGUGGAAAAAUAUGUUGCUUUUCAACGGAAUACCGAUCUACCUGAUCGUAUUUCACUAAAAAAUGUUGAACUUUUUGACAGAGAGACGUCGGCAAAACUCGACACCGCUAAAACUCGGACCCCUAGAUCACAUGUUCCAAAAUCCGCAAAGAGCUUGUUGACAAAAAAUAUGUUGCAAGAGCUGAUGGUUGCGGAAGCUUGCAGCGAUCAAAGAGAUCUUUUGAGUUCCUACGGUGUUUCGAAGCCAUUGAUUCCUGUACCAAAUGGACGAUUAAUUCCAUCAGACAAAGAAAAUGAACCUGAACUUGAGUUCCAUGAAACUCAGCUGAUAGCGUCUUAUCCUUCAGACGCCGUUGAGUCGCUUAUCUGUAAUGGUAUAACUGAUUUCAUUGACUGGACUCCAAUUCUGCUGACUACCGGAGCCUAUGGAAAGCGAUACAUGAACCAACACACCUUAGAAAAUGCAGAGAUUAUUGACAACUGGACAUGGGAAACAAUCAAACGUGUUUUGAGUAACAUACCUGAAGGAUCAUUAGUUGAAGGCGAUCAGAAUAUUCAACAAUCUCAACCUACAAGUCGUGACUCAUUAUCGUCAUUAAUCAAUAAAAAUGAAUGCUGUCAACCAACGAGAACUGAAACUUCUACACUGGAACGUACAACGUUGUUGAGACCAGUUUUUUCGCGUGUCCUAGCUUCAUCUCUCAUUCCUGGAAGAGUUUCUGCAAAAUUAUCAGUACCUAUCAAAGGAUCUAGUGAAUCUUCUCAAAUCGCUGAGAACAGUAAACUUAUUACUGAAACCAAAACUCGUCUACACGUAUCAAAUGUUGCACUAGUUGGACUUCGCCGAGUCGAACGUUCAGGAUCCGAAACUGAUGCCGUACCUUUGGACUUGGGAUUUUCGAAAGAUCUAUCUUGUUAUUCUGUUUAUUCAGGUCAACCACUUUUGAUUCGUGGUGUCAACCCUACAGGUCAUUCGCUGGGUGUAAUGGAAAUUUUCCAGAUACCUAUUUCAAAACCCCCUUUUAUUAAUCCAGAUAAAUGCUUGGGAAACCUGCAUAUUAUGGUGGCCUGUGGCCCUUAUACUCUUUCAAAUUCACAUGAUCCUACAGGCCUUUUUAAUUUAUUGCGUUCCGUCAAACAAUCUAAACCCCAUGUUCUCAUCCUGCUUGGACCGUUUGUUGAUUCGGAGCAUCCUGGUAUUCAGUCUUAUUCUGAAACUACUUACGAAGAAUUAUUCCAAUCUAGAGUGAAUAGUGUCAGUGAAUGGUGCAGUCAUUUAUCUAUAAGGUUGAUAAUUAUUUCCUCCUGGAGAGAAUUACAUCAUGAUCCAGUGUAUCCGACUCCACCUAUCGACAAGUCGUGGAUAGAAAAGACACCACAUCUGUUAUCAUCAUACGAAAAAGUUCAAUUCGCUCCCGAUCCAUGUCUUUUCCAAAUUGGGGAAUAUGUUUUUGGUCUAACUUCGGUUGAUAUACUUAAAGAUCUUAGUUGUGAAGAAAUCAGUGCUGGUUGUUCGGGCAGUGAUAGAAUUACUCGUUUAUGUCGGCAUAUUCUCGCCUCAUCAUCGUUUUACCCUGUACAUCCCCCUGACGAUGGUUUACCACUUGAUUACCCUUUAUGGAGUCAAUAUGCACAGUUUUCAGUCACACCACACUGUUUGAUUUUACCGUCGAAAUUGCGUCAAUUUGUAAAGAAUGUAGAUGGUGUGUUGUGCAUCAAUCCUGGAUAUGUAUCAAGAGGAGAGGCUUUCGGUAGCUAUGCUGAAAUUGUUGUCAAUGUGAAUGAAUUUUCAAGUUUAAAUGAAAAUAGCAAUGAAAUUAACUCAAAUAUACCGGAUAACUUAUCAUCGGAACAUUCUAGUUUCAGUAUAUGUGGUCGUACAGCUGUCUCAAUCAAACGCCUUUAA
Schistosoma margrebowiei is the source of this 2025-nucleotide messenger RNA. Lineage: Eukaryota; Metazoa; Platyhelminthes; Trematoda; Strigeidida; Schistosomatidae. The record is from the annotation of a GenBank genome assembly.